CUUUUUUUCACCAACCAAAAAGGAGAAGGGAAGGGAAGCAGAAGACCGGGUACUUGCAACAGACCAAACAAAAGGACCCAAGAAAAAGGCCAGCACUCAGGAAGGAGAGAGGGAGGGAGGGAGAUCUGCGGGGCGACGCGUUGCGGUUUUCCGGCGGCAAGGUUCGAUUUUGAUCCCAGCCCACCCCGGAUUCCCCGCCCCGGUUCGUCCCUGCCCAACUCGCGCCGCUUCCACUCAAGUGCUCCAAGAAGAUCCCGAUUUCCGUUGCAGUUGUGGAGUCCCAGUUCCAGUGGUCGUUGCCGCCGGUUCCUGGCCACGCGCUCCCUGAUUCGGAAGUUGCUGGAGCGGAGGGGGACUUCCUCCGGCUCCCGAGUGUCUGCCUUCUGAUUUGGAUCUGCGGAGGAGCCCGGAUUGGCGCUCCAACUUGGGGAGCAAUGAGGGCCUGAUGCGGGAGAAAGUUUCUUCAAGUCGUCGUCUUGAUUCUCUUGGAGUAGGGUUUCCUGCCGGGAUCCUUAUCCCAUGGGAUGCGUCAGUUCGAAGCAAUUCCAUGGCGGCGACGAGUGUGGCGGCGAGGGGAAGCCUCGCCGCCGCCCAUCCAGCAACUCGCUGAGGCGUCUGGUUAGUUACAACUCCAGCAAGAGGCACGAGGACUUGGAGGAGGAUGAAGAAGAAGGGGGAGUUGUGGCAGCCACGUCCUCCAGCGUGGGGCACCGUGUUGCCAAAGAUGCCAGCACGGCCAGGCUGAUUCGGAAGCCCCCUGCGCCGGUGGUCGAUGCAGUGGUGCCGCUGCCAGAGGAAGUGGCCGCAACCGCCGCUAGCGUUGUCGAUGUGGAGAGGGCGGUUGCUGCCCCUGUGAAUCGCAGGCGUGCUCCAAAUGGCGUCGCAGAGCAAGAACCAAGGAGUGGUGGCAUCAGGGGUGAGGUGAAGCCAAGGAUCAUAGAUGUGCCGAAUGGAGUGGUGGGGGAGCAUGUGGCGGCUGGCUGGCCGAGGUGGCUUACGGAGGUGGCAACAGAGGCGGUCCGUGGGUGGCAGCCUCGCAAGGCAGAGUCCUUCGAGAAGUUGGACAAGAUAGGGCAAGGUACCUACAGCAGCGUUUACAAAGCACGCGAUCUUGAGAAUGGAAAAAUUGUGGCACUUAAGAAAGUUCGAUUUGCCAAUAUGGAUCCUGAGAGUGUUCGAUUUAUGGCGAGGGAAAUUCACAUCUUAAGAAGACUUGAUAAUCCAAAUGUUAUUAAGCUCGAAGGUUUGGUGACAUCACGCAUGUCUAGUAGCUUGUAUCUCGUGUUCGAAUACAUGGAGCAUGAUCUUGCAGGACUUGCUGCUACACCUGGCAUAAAAUUCACAGAGGCUCAGGUCAAGUGUUACAUGCACCAACUACUGUCUGGACUUGGUCACUGUCAUAGUCGUGGUGUUUUGCAUCGGGAUAUAAAGGGUGCUAAUCUUCUGCUUGACAAUAAUGGUGCCCUCAAAAUAGCAGAUUUUGGUCUAGCUACAUUCUUUAAUCCGAACCAAAAGCAGAAUUUGACAAGUCGUGUUGUAACUUUAUGGUACCGGCCCCCGGAACUUUUGUUGGGUGCUACUAACUAUGGUGCCACGGUUGAUCUCUGGAGUGCUGGUUGCAUCCUUGCGGAAUUGCUGUCAGGGAAGCCUAUCAUGCCAGGACGAACUGAGGUGGAACAGUUGCACAAAAUAUUCAAGCUUUGUGGUUCACCAUCAGAGGAGUUCUGGGCUAAUUUGAAGUUAUCGCGUGCUACCAUCUUCAAACCACAACAUCCGUAUCGUCGUUGUGUGAAUGAUGUAUAUAAGGACUUCCCUCCUUCAGCUUUGGCACUUCUGGAUCGUUUACUUGCUGUAGAACCUGAUAAUAGGGGUACUGCGGCGUCUGCCCUUGAAAGUGAAUUCUUUACAACAAAGCCUUAUGCUUGUGAUCCAUCAAGUCUGCCGAAAUAUCCUCCAAGUAAGGAAUACGAUGCUAAGCUUCGAGAUGAAGAAGCUAGGAGGCAAAGAGCAGCUGCAGCCAAAGGACAUGAAUCUGAAACUGGACGCAGGAAGCAACUUGCAGCACAAAAUGGCACUAUCGAUUUACAGCAACGGCGAGUUCCGGUUAAUCCUAAAAGCAGUAGUAAUAAGUUUACUCCAAAGGAGGAUGGUGUUACCGGCUUUCCAAUGGAUCCUCUGGUAGUAGACAAUGGUCAUGCUCGCCAUGUUCCUUUGAUGAAUGCUGGUCGUUCAUCCUCCACUUUGGGUCGAUCAAGUGGCACAGAUCCAAACGGCCAGAGAUUCUACACCUCUCAGAUUGCUGCUGCUGAGAUGUCUAACCCAUCUACUGCAACUGGGCAGCGAGGCAAUACUGGUAAGCUGUCUAACCUUGGGGACAGCGCCAGGAAACAGUAUUUAAGAGAGCAUCGGUCGAGUUCAAGAUACAGUCAACUCGCUGCUGCCGACCAGUCUGACAAACCCAAAUGGUCGCAAUCGCAUCAAUUCCAAGAAAGGCCGUCAUCUUCCCAUCGGAAGGAUGAAGUGGUGGCAGAUAAGGAGCCUACGGGGGUGAAUGGCACAAGGAAGAACCGAAUCCAGUACUCAGGACCAUUGAUGCCUCCUGGGGUAAACAUGGAAGAGAUCCUUAAAGAGCACGAGCGGCAGAUCCAGCAAGCCGUGCGAAGGGCUCGUCUGGACAAGGGAAAGGGCAAGCACGCCGAGAGAGACCAGUCGGAGUCUCUGCUCUAUGCUGCCCAUAAUGGCAGGAUCGCCUCCUUGUACAUAGCCGUCGGCGGCAUCCCGGCCGCGCGUUCCGCCGUCGAGCAGGCGGCUGGGAAGGCGCGAGCUUUCCCCUGGAACCUGCUCAUAUGGAGCUACGCCGGCGACAGGCUGUGGAAAGACGUGGUCAUGGCGUAUGACAGGAUGCUGGCGCUGGGCGUGGACGCCGACAGGUACACGUAUCCGUCUCUGCUGCGCGCUUGCGGCGAGCUCGGAGAGGUCACCAUUGGCCGCAAGAUUGACCACCGUAUUCGGAGGAGUAGAUAUGAUCUGGACAUGUAUGUCUGGAACGCUUUGGUCGGGAUGUAUGUCAAGUGCGGGGAGCUAGAGGAUGCGCAGAGGGUGUUUGAUGAAAUGUCUGUCAGGGAUGUUGUCAGCUGGAACACAAUGGUGUCUGGCUAUGCAUCGGCGGGGAUGUGGGCCGAGGCGUUUCAGCUGCUUCAGCGGGUUCCUGGGGCAAACAUCGUGACGUGGAAUGCAGUUGCAGCAGGGAAUUUGAAGGCAGGGAACUAUGAUGAAGUGAUCAGGUUGUUGUCUCAGAUGAGGAAUCGCCACGGGCCAGGGGUGGACUCUGUGAGCGUGCUGAUUGGCCUCAAGGCGUGUGCUAAGAGUGGGUAUCUGAGGAUUGGCAGGGAGUUGCAUGGGGUGGCUGUUCGUCUAUACUUUGAAAGGCUCGAGUGUGUGGUAAACUCGUUGAUAACAAUGUAUUCAAGAUGCAGGAUGAUGAGCUCUGCUGUACUUCUGUUUACAAUGUGCUCAAUUCGGAGCAUCACAGCUUGGAAUUCAUUGUUAGCAGGAUUUGCAUUCAUGGACCAGGUUGAGGAAGCUUCUUUGCUCUUUAGAGAGAUGAUUGGCUCAGGGGUCUGUCCAAAUGAUGUUACUGUCUUGACAAUGCUCUCCCUUGUUGCACGGUUUGGACACCUCUGUCAUGGAAGGGAGCUGCACUGCUACAUCCUUAGACAUGGAUUGGGUGGUUCUAAAUUAUUGCAAAACUCACUUGUCGACAUGUACUCAAAGUCUAGACACAUGAGAGCUUCACGGAUAGUAUUUGAUCGGAUGGAAUGUCGAGACAAGCAUGCCUACACUUCAUUGAUUUUGGGAUAUGGAAUGCAAAGAGAGGGCCAUCUAUCACUGAAGCUCUUUGAUGAAAUGAUCGCCAACAGUAUAGAGCCCGACCAUGUAACCAUGGUUGCUGUUCUUUCAGCAUGUAGCUACUCUGGACUGGUCACUCAAGGGCAGCUACUAUUUGCCAAGAUGUUUGCUGUGUUUGGCAUUGCACCCAGAGUGGAGCAUUUUUCUUGCAUGGUUGAUUUGUACAGCCGUGAAGGUUUGCUGAAGGUGUCCGAGGAGAUAAUUGACAAGAUGCCGUUCCAGCCAACUGCUGCAAUGUUAGCGACUCUUAUUGAGGCUUGCCUGAUCCAUGGUAAUACAGAAAUUGGCAAACGAACUGCAAAGAAGCUGCUGGCAAUGAGGACAGACAAUCCUGGCCACUACAAAUUGAUCUCAAACACGUAUAUAUCAGCAAAAUGUUGGCCAGAGCUAGCUAAAGUUAGAUCAUUGAUGAGUAUGAUGGAUUUAACUAUGGUUCCAAGCCAUUCCUUGCUAGAAUCAGAAUAUGACAUAUGCCUAGUUGAGCAAGAUGAUGGCUUAAAUCAUGGUGCAUAUUGUGACUUGUCUGACCGCAUAACGGAUACUGAUUCGUCUAGUUGUGAGGAAGUGAAAAGCAGUGAAGCUUUCGGUGGAUAAUAGUUGGUUCUUCUUGGACCAUCUUCCUGUUAAGGCCAAGGUUUCCAGAGGUAACAUAUUGAUUUACAAACUGAUACUACCACAUCUUAUGACAUAGAAUUUUUUUUUUGCAUGCAUGCUCACAUUGAACUACUAGCUGGAAAUUAUUUUUGCAUGCCGUAUUAACGCACUGGGCAUUUGUAUCUCUUUUCCCAGCUUGAAACACUACAAUGACCGUAUAUUUGGAAUUUUAGUUGACUCCCUUAUUUGGGGAGUGAUCUGCAAAGAAGCUGAUGACAAUGAGGACAAACAAUACCGAUCACUAAAAAUUGACCUCAAACACUUAUACAUUAGCAAACUUUUUGCCAGAGCCAUCUUAAAGUUAGAGCAUUAAUCAGUAUGUUGAAGCCAAUUAUGGUCCCAAGUCAUUCCUUGCUAGAACCGGAAUUUGAUAUAUGCCCUAGCUGAGCAAGAUGAUUGCUUAAGCAUGGUAUGCAUCGUGGCUUGUUUGACCACAUUACAGGUACUGAUCCCUCUAUUAGAGAGGAAAUGAAGUGCAGUGAAGCUUUUGGUGGAUGCUCUUCUCAGACCAUGUUAACUUCUUAAAGAUUUUGCGAUGGUAUGCUUUCUUCAUAGGCUCCAGUCACCCUAGAAGUAAUGUCAUGAACUGUAAGCCAUGCGGUGAUUUAAGAGUUGGUGAAGCUGUAAAAUGUAUUAUAUAUGGGAAGGAGGCUUCCAGCCUAUGAUGGUCGGAAGAGCAUAUACAUGGCUGAUCCAUUGUCAUUUACUAAAGAAAAUAUCACAUCACUUGAUGAAGAUGAUGAUUCUGAUUUGGAGAGGUCUGCCCUUGAGACUUGCACAUCAACAUCAUUUGAUGGGUAGGGAGAAGCAUAAUAUAUUGACAGUACUGAUGGUCUUUUCUAUGAUCUAGGAGUCAGCGAACUGCAAAGGCAGUGAUUAAGUUCGCUGCAACAGCUGAUCUGCACCGUCUUGAGCAAAUUUUAGCUGGAGGAGGUAGGGGAUCAAAAAGCCUUGGAAGGUCUUGAUAUUGUCCUGCAUUAGCUGCCAGCAGCAAGGCACACACCGUUUGGUUGAUCCCUUUUCUUGCCUAACCUGGAGAGGAUACGAGGUGAAGGAUUAGAAAUCUGUGUGGGUUUAAUCAGAUCAUUCCGUCCUACUAAAAUAGGCCUUGUCAGUAUAUGCUGUAAAAAAUUCAAAGUUUCCCUUGGGUAUGUAUGUAUGCAAUACACUGUGAAGCCAGGGAGCCUGCAAUGAAA
This is a messenger RNA of Triticum aestivum (bread wheat), 5759 nucleotides long. RefSeq lists its product as uncharacterized. Bases 520 to 4503 code for a protein of 1327 amino acids. Gene Ontology annotation, biological process: RNA modification; protein phosphorylation. The record is from RefSeq and is a predicted model, not a curated record. NCBI's taxonomy places the organism in Eukaryota, Viridiplantae, Streptophyta, Magnoliopsida, Poales, Poaceae. The transcript has 10 exons. Gene Ontology annotation, molecular function: ATP binding; protein kinase activity; protein binding.